AUGGAUGAUAUCUUGACACUGCCUGAGACUGGAAAUCUCCUCAGUUAUUUUGAUACGACUUUAUGCAGUGCAUUAAUAAUCGAUACCGACGAUCUGCGCAAUCCAUUUCGAGGCUAUAUCCUUCCGCUUGCAUAUCGUGACAUUGGAAUUCUAAAUGCUGUGCUGGGCCUUACCAUGUGCCACAUAAUCUCGUCUGGCAAGCGGGCGAUUGAGAACGUGAGCGUUGCCAGAAUGAUAGAGCAUCAACUAUCCGCAUUGCAGUCCCUCAGCUCCCUCUUGAUGAAAGAAGAGAUGUACGGCCUCACAGAUGAUGAACAGGACAUAUUGCUGGCAGUUGUGAUUCUACUAGUUCUGUAUGAUAUCUGUGAGACCGGGGUAUCAUCUCAUGGAGUGCACCUGACCGGAGCUGGCUACAUAUGUGGAAAGCUUGCACAGCAGCCCAAGGUCAUCACAUCUCCACGAACAACAUUCCUUCUAACAGCCUUAACUUGGCUAGACGUACUUCGAGCAUUUAGCGGUGCUGAAAAGUUGGCCUACAGUGACAAUGUUCGUAGGUGUAUUUUAGAAGCCGAGCAUUUUAACCUAGAGACUCUAGUGGGAUGCCCGGUGGAAUUGUUUUACGAGAUAGGAUGUAUUCUCACGGCAGGAAAACAGUAUAUGGACGGAGAGCUCUCCCAUGAUGAUUUUCAGAACCUACUAGAUGAUGCAGAACAAUUCUUUCGGGCCUGGGACCCUGAAAGUGCCGCUUUUCCAAGUGAAGAUCUAGAGUGGAUACAGCUCGCAGAGGCCUACCGCCAUGUCUGUAUCAUUCGGGUGCUGCGGUUCCCAGAUACAUGGGCUAUUCCCUGUGAGGAUCACCGAAUCCAGUCGUCUGUUUGUGCCAUCCUUGAUGCUUCAGCUGAAAUUUCGGCCGACUCAUCCUGGUUCAAAAGGUUGCUGUUCCCUCUGUUCAUAGCAAGUGCAGAAACAUCUAUACCUCACCAAAAACGAUAUAUCGAGUUUUGCAUGCGUGAGAUAAAGAAGUCAACCGGAUUUCCUCACCCUGCCAUGAAUGAACUGCUUAGCAGAGUUUGGGGUGAAAGACAACAACAGGCAAACAAAUCAGGGAAUGUUCCGUGGAUGGAAUUUACCUGCUCUAAGGAUCUGGUUCGCCAGCAUGACUACCUGAUGUUCUGA
Molecule: messenger RNA, 1176 nt
Organism: Aspergillus pseudotamarii
Lineage: Eukaryota; Fungi; Ascomycota; Eurotiomycetes; Eurotiales; Aspergillaceae
Product: fungal specific transcription factor domain-containing protein
Exons: 5
Coding region: 1-1176 (391 amino acids)
Biological process (GO): positive regulation of transcription by RNA polymerase II
Cellular component (GO): nucleus
Molecular function (GO): transcription cis-regulatory region binding; DNA-binding transcription factor activity
Source: RefSeq, a predicted model, not a curated record